AGGUUGAAGUUUGUUUUACUCGCGCGCGUCUCGAGUCUCUCUCUAUCCCUGGGGAUGAUAGGUCUGAGGUGCAGACCAGCACAGCUACUGGUGCUCCUGACGUCCAGACAUGCUCUAGGCUCACUCGAUGCAUCUCCUCGAGCUCCAAAUGUAGUUCUCUCUAGACACCUCCAAACGUCUUGUCCGACUACUGCUGCUGCUGGAGACGAGGGUGAAGUUGAGAGAGCGAGGGAGACAGAUGCAGCCCGCAAACAGAAUCCCUCAACAACACAAGAAGAUACAAUCUUCUCCAAAAUCCUAAGAAAAGAGGUUCCUGCUGAUAUCAUCUACGAAGACGAAAUGGUAUCUAAUGUGCGACCUCUUUUGAACAGAUCCACUCUUUCUUUUAUGUAUCGUUUUGAUGUUUUGUUUGAAACUCAGUGUAUGGCGUUUCACGACGUGUCACCGGUAGCUCCAACUCAUUUCCUGGUCAUCCCUAGAAACCCAAUCCCAAUGCUCUCCGCUUCAACUGACCGUGAUACUCAGCUGUUGGGGCAUUUGCUGGUGGUGGCAAGGAACCUUGCUGAGAAGGAGAAUCUAUCUGAUGGCUACAGAAUUGUAAUCAACAAUGGAAGAGAUGGUGCUCAGUGAGUCUAUCAUCUUCAUAUUCACGUGAUUGGUGGUCGGCAGCUGAGCUGGCCUCCUGGAUAGCUAUGACAACUAUAAAAACUAUUAAACAAUUAUGGUAGUGUUAUGAUAGUUUUUAUGGCACUAUAUUAUAGUAAAUCAUUAACGAUGACCACUUGCACAGUCAAUGAUAGCUACCUAUAUAUAUAGUCAGAUCUACGGUAACACAGUAGCAUGAAAUCAUGGA
This is a messenger RNA of Geodia barretti, 853 nucleotides long. NCBI's taxonomy places the organism in Eukaryota, Metazoa, Porifera, Demospongiae, Tetractinellida, Geodiidae. The record is from the annotation of a GenBank genome assembly.